GUCGAGAAACGUACUGCAUCGUCGGUUUGAACACGGUAAUAACGGACAGGAAGCAAGCUAACUCGUUGACUGUACAAUGUGAGAAAGUGUGUGAGUGGAUACGGAACAGAAGUAGCUAUCUAGAUCGCUUCACCAGCAAAAUCCCAUUCACCCAGCUCGGGAGAAAGGAGGCGUGACCUGGUUUGGAACAGAGGAGGGUGGUGGUCCCGGAGUCAGUGGGUGGUUGACAUAAGGCUCAAGGGAAGAGGGGGACACUUCAGCUGCAACAAAACACUCGUCGGGGCUGUGCGCAAACGCACCAUCGUCAUCCCUGAAAAGGCAUGCCGAUGGAGCAUCUGUGGUAGGAUGAGGAGCCCGGCGCAUCGCUGCAGGGACAUCGAGAGGCAAGCCGGCUACCUGCAGCCAGAGCACUGCGCCCCUCCCCCGCCCCGCAGCCGGCCCGACGCCAUGUGGUUCAUCCGCGACGGCUGCGGCAUAGUCUGCGGGGUCAUCACCUGGCUCCUGGUCUUCUACGCCGAGUUCGUGGUGGUCUUCGUUAUGCUGCUGCCUUCCAAGAGCCUGGCUUACAGCCUUGUCAAUGGAACGCUCUUCAAUGGCCUUGCCUUCCUCGCACUGGCCUCCCACUUCAGGGCCAUGUGCACAGACCCUGGAGCUGUGCCAAAAGGAAAUGCCACAAAAGAGUUCAUCGAGAGCCUUCAGCUGAAACCAGGCCAGGUGGUUUACAAGUGUCCAAAAUGCUGCAGCAUCAAGCCUGACAGAGCGCACCACUGCAGUGUCUGUAAACGCUGCAUCCGAAAGAUGGACCACCACUGCCCCUGGGUCAACAAUUGUGUGGGAGAGAACAACCAGAAAUACUUUGUGCUUUUCACAAUGUACAUUGCGUUGAUAUCUCUACAUGCCCUGGUGAUGGUGGCCUUUCAUUUCCUGUACUGCUUUGAAGAAGACUGGACAAAGUGCAGUACCUUCUCGCCUCCAGCGACUGUCAUCCUGCUCAUCCUCUUGUGUUUUGAGGGACUCCUCUUCCUCAUUUUUACAUCUGUGAUGUUCGGGACCCAAGUCCAUUCAAUCUGUACAGAUGAAACAGGCAUAGAACAGUUGAAAAAGGAAGAGAGAAGAUGGGCUAAAAAAACUAAGUGGAUGAACAUGAAGGCGGUGUUUGGACACCCCUUCUCUAUAGCAUGGCUUAGCCCAUUCGCCACGCCUGACCACGGGAAGGCUGACCCGUACCAGUAUGUGGUCUGAAAAUGUUGGACAGAUCCGCUCCCCUCCCCAACUCCUCAUCCUUGCCCCAAUCCUGACAGCCUGUCCCCACCCCUCCCCCCGCGUCUCACCCCCUUGCUCCCAUUAAGUGCAAAGACAGAUGCGGGCAGGCACUGCUCCUCUCGCUGGCUACGCUGAACAUGAUUGUAACCCAAACUUAAAUCGCUCAUCCUCUGAUACUUUUUUUUGUGUCAACCAUUUAAAAAGCUGUAUUGUUUCUUUUCAUCUGGGAGCAGUUGCAGAGAAAAAGAAUGACCUGUCAGAUCUUCCUGUUUUUUGUUUAACCUUGUAACUUUUUUGUCACUCGUUUGUUUGCGUUUCUUCACCUGAAGCUGUUUACUGUAUUGAGCGAUUCCCUUUCCUUCUGUUCAUACCAAUGUCCCCCUAAACCCUUAAUUUGAAAAACAUACAGGGUGUUUAUGUUACCUGAUUAUUCUGCUAUAAAUCACAGCAAGCACCAUCUCUUUCGAAAGUGGUAAAGAGACAGUCCAUCUGAUAAUCUUUGUGAUCAUCUGUG
Molecule: messenger RNA, 1777 nt
Organism: Megalops cyprinoides (Indo-Pacific tarpon)
Lineage: Eukaryota; Metazoa; Chordata; Actinopteri; Elopiformes; Megalopidae
Product: palmitoyltransferase ZDHHC3
Exons: 7
Coding region: 346-1242 (298 amino acids)
Biological process (GO): peptidyl-L-cysteine S-palmitoylation; protein targeting to membrane
Cellular component (GO): Golgi apparatus; endoplasmic reticulum
Molecular function (GO): protein-cysteine S-palmitoyltransferase activity
Source: RefSeq, a predicted model, not a curated record